UCGAAUUUCGAUUGCUCGAAAUAUAUAUAUAUAUAUAUAUCAUCUUUUUUCAAAAUUUGAAAUAAAUUAUAGAUGAAUGAAAAUUUGACGUUGUAAUAUGAUGUUUUAGGUAUUUAAUAUUUGGUAAGCAUAGCAAUUGAUUUGAGAGACAGAAGUUAGAAUGUUGCAUAAUGGAUUGAGGUCAACGUGUGUCAAGCCUUUUAUCGUGCCGGAAAAGUGUCCUAUUUAGAAAUCACGAAUACCUCGCGGUUCUUCCUAGUUCUCACCGCGCAUGGCGCGAACUGAACUGAAACUCACCACCUUUGUGUUUAGUUUAGUUUAUUGCAUCGAGACGCCUCCGAAUCUUAUUUUAAAUACAUCUAUCUUACUUUUUUUUUUCUUCAUAUUUUUCAGAAUUUAACAAGAUUUUCCAUUGAAAGAAGAAUUCGUCAUCGAUAUAAAAACCGAUCUUACGACGAUUCUAUGACUUUUUUUUUCGAAGGAAUAAUCUUCGGGAAAGAACGUUCACGAAGAAAAUAAUAAUUAAGGGUGAAAGAAAAAAAAAAGAUUGAAAUGCGUCUCCUCCGUAUAAUAGAUCAGAAGAACAUUUUUUUGUGCCGCAUUCGAGCACAUCUCAAACAAGUUACUUGUGAUCGAUUUGUUAAACAAAAAUGAGAAAUAAGAUAAGGAUAAAGGAAGAGAAGAAAAUAAAGAAAAGGUAAGACAUCUAAUAAAAACGAAAGAAGUCCAUGCGCCGAAACGGGGGAGAUUCGUUAGCCGACGAAGAUGCCGCUUCCGAAUAUUCUCAGGAAAGCGAGCAAUUACAUCCUCGGCGACGGCAGCCAGGAUGAACGUCGUACUAUUUAUCAGGAUGGUGAAGCAUUGUUUUGUAAGAACAAUGUCUGCGUACAUCCCCCAACUUUAACGCGUCAGAAUUCUGACGUCGUGCAUCAUCCUGGAUACAUGACCAUAACCUGUAAGUUUAAUAAAAAUUCUGACGUGCCAACAUUGCAUCUUAGUUGGAUACCUAAUAGCACCUUACGUAAACAUCCAACUACUUUGGAAAGUUUAAAUGUAAGAAAAUUGGAGAGUAUUGUGAUGUCUCGUGAUACUGAAACCAGCGAGCCAUGUCAUACAAAGAUUUCAGAGCUUGGAGAGAAACGCUAUGAGAGUAGUUGCGAGAAGGAAUCUCUGGAGGAGAGAGUCGAUGUUUGUUUGGAAGCAAAAGAACCUAUUAGGUGUGGCGAUUGCGAACGUGUUUGUUCUGGAGGAUUUUCUACCGGAGUACGUAUUUGCGAGGAUGAAGACACUUCCAAGGAUAUUGAAUCAAUGGAAGAAGCAGAAAAAUGUAAGAAUACUAUUGACAAUGAUUAUAAAAGUAUAGAAGAUGAUCGGAUACAUUUAUGUUAUGACAAUGUGAGUAUUAAGAGUCGUAGUAUGUCGCUGACUUCUACUUGUAGUCUCUCUAUAUCUACACACACAGAUGCUGAAGAAAUACCAUCAUGGAUGAGAUCGCCUGAACUUCUGGCACUUCAACAUAAUCUUACUUUUCCUGAAAGUGCAACUGCCUCUCCUGUUACAUUAAGAAGAGCUCAUCGAUGUAGAAGAUUUUCCGUGGAUCUUAGUGAAAUGCGAUCCUUGAGGUUAUUCUUUGCAGAUCCAGCUUGUACAUGUGGACAAUUGGUAGUUGCUAGCAGAGAAAGUCAAUACAAGAUCUUACACUUUCAUCAUGGUGGAUUGGAUCGCCUUGCUGCUACUUUACACCAAUGGCAUCAAUUACUUUAUCCUAGAUUGGACGCUGAUACAGAGGAAACUUUACCUUAUAGGCAUUUUAUGGUUUGUCGACCUGAGGUGAGGCGCGAUGAAUUGCAUCCUGAAGAAGGACAAGUUCCAAUGAUUACAUCUUUAGCAUGGAAAGACUUAUUAAAUGAAAAGGGACAAGUAGAAGAUGAUUUGGCUCUCCGUAAAGGAAUCUUUUUUGGAGGGCUGGAACCAGCUUUGAGAAAAAUUGUUUGGCCCUUCCUCUUACAUUGUUAUUCUUAUCAAAGCACUUACGAAGAUCGAGAACAAAUUGAUGCUCUUAGAAGACAAGAAUAUGAGGAAAUUCAAAAACGUAGACUAAACAUGAAUCCAGAACAGGGAGAACGUUUUUGGCGAAAUGUAGUUUGUAUAGUGGAAAAGGAUGUUGUACGAACAGAUAGAGGAAAUCCAUAUUACGCUGGAGAGGAUAAUCCAAAUAUCGAAGUUAUGAAAAAUAUUUUAUUAAAUUAUGCGGUUUAUAAUCCCCGAUUGGGAUACACUCAAGGUAUGUCUGAUUUAUUGGCUCCAUUAUUGGCAGAACUUAAUUCAGAAAUCGAUGCCUUCUGGUGUUUCGCUGGAUUGAUGCAAAGAUCGGUAGCAGUGUGUACACCUACUGAUAUAGAUAUGGAUAGAAAUUUGUGCUAUCUCAGAGAAUUAAUUAGAAUUAUGGUGCCAGAUUUCUAUAAUCACCUACAGAAACAUACAGAUGCCUUAGAAUUAUUAUUUUGUCAUCGAUGGAUCCUCUUGUGUUUAAAACGUGAAUUUCCAACCGAAGUUGCUCUCAUCAUGUGGGAAGCUUGCUGGGUCAACUAUUUAACGGAUCAUUUUCACUUGUUCCUUUGUUUAGCCAUAAUGUGUGUUUACGCUGACGACGUUAUAGCGCAAGAUCUUAGAACCGACGAAAUGCUAUUGCAUUUUAGUUCACUUGCCAUGUAUAUGGAUGGAAAUUUGAUAUUAAGGAAGGCACGCGGUCUUCUUCAUAAUUUUCGUCAGCUCGUUCGUUUACCUUGUACACUUGCUGGACUUUGUCGCCAAUGUGGUCCAGGAAUGUGGGAUAGCAGUCAUGAUCCGGUAAUUGAAUGCAUAGGUCACGAAGAUGCAUCAUGCCCUUAUUUGGAUAAUUACGAUUAACGACCUAAUUUAUUAUACUAGCGAUUGCAUAUAAUUAUAACGUUAUAUGCUUAUUAUAACGUUACAUGCUAAUUUACUCAUAACCCGAUUUAAUGAAAGUAAAAAAAGAAAAAAAAAAAUAAAUAAAACCGAAUACGUCUUCGGUUUGUAAAUACAAAAUUAAGUCUGUCUCUAAAUGUUUUCGAUAUCAUUUACAUUAGUUCGUAUUCGGUUUCAGUAUAAGAUGAUGGUCCAGAUAAUAUGUAUUCAAUGAGUUAUAUCGAAUAUCAAUUUAGUCAAACCUGAAAAAUACACAUAUCUAUAACAAAAAUACAAUUUUUGAUAAAAACAGCCAACGUUUCAAAUAAAAAUGAACAAGUUUGGUAGUGAUAUAGAAAAUGAUAUACAGCUUUUUAGACAGCGUUCAUAUUGUCAAUCUAUAUAUAGGGUGUUUCGUAACUUGUGGGACACACUUCAUCGAUAGUUAGGAAAUGCUAAACAAUGUAAAAUGUUCAUUUAUAUAUAUGAUCCAUUUCACUUUGUUCCCAUAUUAAAAAAUAAGAAUAGCAAUAGUAAAGAACAGUAGACGUACAACAGUUUAGAAGUUUUGCUACAGCAAUUAUUUUAUCCAUACAAAUGGGCCACAUGUUUAUAUGAACUUUUUUCAUUGUUUGUUGUCUUCUGUCCACUAAUGAAAUGAGUCCUACAUGUUAUGAAAUAUUCUGUUUAUAUAAUAGAUAAUACAUAUAUAUUGCCGCGAAUGAUAUAAUUAGACACCAUAAAUGAUAUUGUUCGUCGAUAUAAAAGAAUAUCUACGAUAUAUGUAAAUAUCGAACUUCGUGCGCAAUGAUAAAUAGUUAUCGCGAUUAGAGAAAAUUCACGAAAUAUUUAGAAAUUCUGCACACACAUACCUUUAGUACAAUCGAAGACUGAUGAUCGAAAAGGAUGAAGAAAAUACAAUCAUCCUAGUCUUAAAGUUCAGAAUUAAUUAGAACAAACUCUUAGAUGAUACAAAUUUCAUUUUACGACGAGAUUAAUACGUCGAUUAUCAAUUUUUAAAGGACACAAAUAAGAAGCUUUCGAGUGUACAGAACAAAACCAAAGAGAGAAAUCAAAGGCAUCUUUGUAGAGCGACAAAAAAAAAAUAUCUCUUAUAUAUAUAUAACGUGUCUAUUUUAAAAUUCUUUUAUCACCUCAUGAUAUGAAUCUUUUAUAUAUAUAUUUAGGUAAUUUUUACUCGCUUGCCAUUAUUCACAAGUAUUAUAUUAUUUAUAUAAGUUAUAUAUUUAAUGUGUUUUAUAUUAACUUUUUUUUUUUUCUUUUUUUUUUUUUUUUAAUUCAAUAUCUGUGUUCUCGUGUUAUAUACGAAAUUUGUUCAUGCCUCAUAGGCUGUGAAUUAUGUAUACAUAUAUAUUCAUAAUAAUUUAUAUUAUCUCAAUAAAACAUAUAUAUAUAUUUUUUUCUGUCCUGUGUGAUUGUAAAAUAUUGUGCGUUUUUGUAAAAUGUUAAAUUGUGAUAAAUGUGCGCGAAUGUUCGACCGUUUGCAGAAAUCUUGCACUUUGGUUAUUCUAUAUAUGUUUUCAAUGCGAUUAAAACCAAUUUAUAAGAUUUCUGAAUUGAACGGUUAACGUGCUUUAACUGUGCUACCUUGUGUUGUUGGAAUUUUAAAGAGAAUUCUAUCUGUGUUAAAAGUCUGUCACACUCGAGUCUAUUAUAAUAUAAACUAUAAAAUAAUAUAAAUAUAUAAGAUAGUAAUAUAUGUAUAUAUGCAUAUAAAUAAAUCUAAAUAAACUUGUACAAUCAAUUAUAUAUUUAUUUUCGUUUGCAUUGCUUUUUGGAAAAUAUAUAUGCAUUUUUUGUUUAUUGUACGCUACAUUUGUACAGGUACAAAGUUUUUCAAACAUACUAUCAGUACUUUUUUGGCAGUUUUACACUUAUAUAAAAAUAUUUCUGUACUAUUAUCUUAAGACUUAUAUAUAAUAAUACACCAUUGUAUAAUUAAAUUAUGAUACAUUAACAAUUAACUCCAUUUACUUGCUCACUCUUGGCCUUUAACACUGUUACAAUCAGUGAAACAUCUGAUACAAAUUUGCAAAAGUAAAAUGUAUAUAUUGAAAGAGUCAUAAAUAAAGACUACAAUGAGUUAUAAUAGAAUCUUUGAAUGUUAAACAAAUUUAAUAAUUACUUUCUCUCUGAAUUUUAUCCAUAUUUUAAUACUGCCUAUACUAUAAAUCUUUGUCAUUUAAUUGAGCAAGUAUCAGUUAUUUGAAAGACUUCUUUACAUAGAAUAGACAUCAACAUUUGAAUAUAUGCUAGAUUACAGCGAUUAAAGUUAAUUAAUACAUUGUAGAAAAAAAUUUCAAUUUUUACACUUAUCAAUUUGGCUUGUACAAUGUCGAUCUUGACUUGUGCCAGAGUAUUGUCAUUUUUUUGCAGCACAUGCGAACCUGCUCUGUGCCAUAAACUAUUCUUCAUCCGCAUUAAGAAAAGCAGAACUUUUCCUCGACUAGUUUGAAACUAAUCAAAAUUAAGCCUUAUUUGCUUUGAUUUAGUAUAAUAAUCCAUCAUCUCUAACACCAUCAUAUAUUGAUAUCUUCCUUAAAUUAAUAGUUAUUUAUCAUUAAUUUUUAGUACAGUUCCUACAUCAGGAACUUAUGCCAUGAAAUAUCAUGAUAUAGAAACAUGAUGUGUUCAUUUCUUCACGCACACGAACAAUAUAUUCGAAAAUCUUAAUAAUUUAAUGUG
Vespa velutina is the source of this 5634-nucleotide messenger RNA. It is a transcript of the gene TBC1D16, whose product is annotated as TBC1 domain family member 16. Bases 766 to 2910 code for a protein of 714 amino acids. NCBI's taxonomy places the organism in Eukaryota, Metazoa, Arthropoda, Insecta, Hymenoptera, Vespidae. Gene Ontology annotation, molecular function: GTPase activator activity. The record is from RefSeq and is a predicted model, not a curated record. Gene Ontology annotation, cellular component: early endosome. Gene Ontology annotation, biological process: activation of GTPase activity. The transcript is spliced from 6 exons.